GCCAGGUGUUGGAGGUUCCCCUUCCAAGCACCUGCUAUUGCCAAGAUUAACGGGUUGGUGAAUAGCGGAGAGGGCUGGGGAGCACCUGGCCCUGACUGCGGCUCCCUCCUGUGGCACCCGGCUGCUGGGACACAGCCAGCUUCUGUGAGAUGAGUGGUCUUGUGCAGAAAUGACCUGGCAAAAUAGAGGGGUCAGGCGGGGUGACCCAGGAAGAUGAAUGAGGCCACAUGGGCUUCUUGAGAGGAAACGCUGCCUGGGCAGACAGACGGCUACGUCCUGGACCUGAGAGAGAGCAGGACCCACGUGGAAGGACAGAGAGGCUCAAACACCCUUGGGCCGGGUCUGGAGGCUGGUGUCCUGUUGACCCACUAGCUCACGCCUGUCGGGAGUGGAUGUGGCUGCUUCUUCCCUGCUCUUGGAGCUUCUCAGGUGGCUGGUGGCCAGAGGCUCUGGCUGGGGCAGGGUGUUGUGGGGUUUCUCUGGGUGGGUGUCCUACGUGGAUGUUCCAAGCACACACAUGCUCACCAUGGAGCUCGUGGGUGUGCAAACAGCUGUCCCAGGGAGAAGGAUUCAGAGAGGAAACUGUUUCUCCGAGUGUGUUCCGGGGACCCUGCAGGGGACCCAUGAAGUCAAAACCAUAUUCACAGUACCCCGAGAUGUUAUUUGCCCUUCCCAUGUGAUGCUGGGUGUGAUGCUGACGGAUGCAGGACUGUGUUCUUGUGUUUCCCACAUUUCUUGGUUUUAAGUUCAGAACAGUGAAUAUUGAUUGGUAGAUAGAAUCCACAUAGACCAGGAGCCCCUGGGGGUCCUCAGUGGUGUCAGCAUAAGGGGCCCUACGACCGGAGAAGUGCAGUGCUGGGUCCCGGCUGCCUCCUUUGCAGACUCUGCCAUGUCUUGGGUCCUCCUGCUUCAGGGUCUGUCUUCACCGGUUCCCCUGCACGAGCCUUCUGGCCCCUGGAGAAGCUGUCCGCUGUGGCCCUUCCCAUGCCAUGUGAUUUGGUCCUCUCUGAAUGGCUAAGAAGAGCCUGAGGUUUACAGUUUGGGUCCAAGUCACACCUGGGAUGGACGUGGCAGGGUCCUUGAACUUUUGGUAAAAGGCAUUUCUCGUUUCCCGAGGUUUGGCCUGGGUUAGAGGUGUUUGCUGGCAGUGGAGCCCCUGAGUGGGUCUGGGGGUGGUAAGGGGGAGUGGGUGCUGGCAGGAGGAGCUCCUGCUAGUGAGGGGUACUGUCCUGGGAGUCAGGAGAGCCGUGUCUGAAUCCGGGCAAGGUGUGCAGCCCUGGGCAUGUGGCCUCCCUCUCUGAGCCUCAGUCUUCUUGGCUAUAAGAUUGGCGAAUACUGGUAGCUAUGUUUUGCUGGUUGUGAGUUCAGAUGAGGUGUUGGGUCCAAAGUCAUCUUGGGGUUUACGGGACAGUGGACAUGUGAGGAGGGUGUUGCCUGGGUUGGUUCAGGUCGCCUGCGGACAUCGGUUUGUCUUGUUUUCUUCUGCUUUGGAAAGCUGUGACAUAGACCUUCCUGGGGUCCAAGGACACAAUUCAUAGGCUACUCUCGGUUACAGAAAUAAUAGUUCCUAGGUGGCUAUGACAUCAAGGAAAAAUUUAGAGGUGACUGUUGGUGGUAAAGCGUCUCACAUCAGCUCGGUGUGGUGAGGGUGUUGCUGAGUGGAAAGUCUCGGGUGAGCCAGGAGCGUUUGUGGGGGUCACGUGACCUACAUCCGGACACAAAAAUAGGCUGGUGGGAUGCACGUGGCGUCAGGAACUCAAGGUGACUCUGGGCUCCUCUCUCUCUCUGCUCGGUCAAGUGUGCUCCAGGCCAGGAAGGUGGGGGUCCCUCCUCCACACCCCAUGAUGCCCGGCGGGACGAGACAGGCUUCCUGAGCCAUGAAGUCCCGCCUGGAAUACGGUGGGAAUUCAGUGCUCUUGGUGAUUAUUUUUAUUUGCUGUUGACUACUUAGAACUUCAGGGGUUGAUGGGGUUGUAAGUUGGCAUGACCUUUCUGGAAAGCAGUUUGAUGAUACAAAUCAAGAUUCCUUAAACAUCUGCACAGAAUAGCUUCUCUUCUGGGAACCUGUCCGAGGAAAUGGAAACACAGGCUUGUGUACCAAGCUUUUCAUCACGGUGUUUUGGGGAAGCUGUUAAAAAUGGCAUUUUUUUAAUAGAGUGUUUAAGGAUUUCGGAAAAUGCUCGUAAUGUACUAAGUCAAAAGGAUGUAAGAUUGCACAUGUAACUGGAUCUUAAAUUUGUAAGAUAUAUUGCAGAAAGAAAAACAUAGCUCUCUGUGUUGGGAUGAAGCCCCUCAUUGAAGCCAGCUCUUAUAUGCUUAUCUAUGUAUAUAAUGUCCUCUGCAAAAAGUUAUAGCUAUUAUAUAAUUUUCCAGAGGAAAGUUGAUGAAUUAUAUACACAUCUCCCGCUCUGUAUGUACCUAUGUGUAUAUAUUUACAUAUACAUAUACACAUGGAUGCACAUAUAUGCAUAUGUACAUAUAAAUUUAUUUUCCGGAUGAACGCUUUAAAUUGGGGUCAGCUAAGGGAGUACGGCUGUUUUCUCCCUUCUCACAAAACAAGGCCCAGUCCUGCUUUCCCGCUCCGCUGGGAGGCCUCACGCUCUGUACUCUGCAGAGAGGUUUUGCAUAUCUGGCUUGAUUUUCUAAAUCAAGAACCAGCCACACACUGUUCCUGCCUUCUCUCUGCACUGCUAUUUGUGCAUUCUCUUUUCUCUGGCUUCCGGCUUGUUCUCUCCUCAUCCCUCUUUCUCUGUCCCUUGAGAAUCCCCCCACCCCGCCAGGACCCCCUGCUGAUCACAUGUCUUUGGACCGAGACAUAGCACAGAGCCCACAGCAGGCUCUGUGACCAGAGCCAGACAUUCACUGGUAGGAUUUCAGGGUGUUUCUGGCCCACACACGAUGUCAGGCCCCGCUGCCAGUUCAGCAGGAGAAUUCCAGUUUGUAAGGUGGCUUUGUCACCACCCUCCCAGCCCAUCUGUGCCUCCCCGGCAGCUGCUCUCCUGCCCGGUCUAUCCCAGCAGUUCAAGGGCUCCUUCUUGCUUUGCCGUAUCACUCCAUUUACAGCGUUCCAUCGUUGGCACGUGUGCCUGCCCCUAGUGUGUGCCCAGGAAACUUCUGGGUCUCGGCACCGUGGGGGCUGCCUUCUCCCCAUAUACGCUUGCCUGGCCGGCCAGCCUGGCCACGUGGACUUGGGGAUCGUGGCUGCCUCCCUUGGGCACAGGGGCCCCUGCCAGGAAAGCCUGUGGCUGGGAUCCAAAGUGCUGGGGGCCGCGGGUGAUGGAUGCACUUGGGGAUCACAGAGGGGCUGCAGCGCCCAGUGUCCUGCCCAAAGGGGCCCCUCCGGUGGGUGGUCCUCCUGCUGGGGCUCGGACAUAGUUGGGGUGGGCAGUGGGCGUUGGGGCUGCUGUUCUCACCAGACCCAUGGGACCCUCUGUGGGGUUCCCACAGGGCUUGUGGCCUGCUGUGUGCGGAGGGGACCCUUCCCAUACUAAAUCCUGGUGAAGGUCCCAGCCUGCCAGAGUGGGAGGAGAGAAAGCAGCAUCCUGUGGCCCUGCUGGGGGGCAGUGCAGUGUCCGGGGGGCCCGGGUUCCUCGGAUAGCGUCUGUCCCCCAUGAGGCCGUGUGCUCAGCAUACGUGUCCCCCUCAGGGCGCCGACAGGCGGGAGGUGUCCACGCCACCCCUCGCUGUUGCUGAGAAGGCCCAACACCAGGCAGAGCCGGCUCCGUGUCCAUCUGCAGGGAGCCCUUGGCAGUCGUUCCAGUCAGCCCUCAGGAAGGCUCUAGAGACCGUGGCCGUCCCUGUCCCCUGGAGGUUCAUGGGCAGCAGCAGGGGCUCCCCGAGGGGCCAGGCCCACCAUGCUGCAGUGCCGGCCAGCCCAGGAGUUCAGCCUCGGCCCCCGGGCCCUCAAGGAUGCCCUGGUGUCCACGGACCCAGCGCUGCAGCAGCUCUAUGCGUCUGCCUUCUCCCCGGCCGAGAGGCUCUUCCUGGCCGAGGCCUACAGGCCCCAGAGGACCCUGUUUUGCACCCUGCUCAUCCACACGGCCUUCGACUGGCUCCUCAGCCGUCCCGAGGCCCCCGAGGACUUUGAGACCUUCCACGCGGCCCUGCUGACCAGGAGGCGGGGCCCCACGCGGAAGUAUAUCUACCUACAGCCGAUCGAUCUGAGUGAGGGGCUGGUGGGCAGCGCCCUGCUGGCCUCCCUGCAGAGCUGCACGGAGGCCUUCUUCCUGGGCCUGCAGGUCAGGUGCCUGCCCUCCGUGCCGGCGGCAUCCAUCCACUGCUCGUCGCGCCCCAGUCAGGACUCGGACAGGCUGCAGCUGCACACAGAGGGCAUCCUGGCUUUCCUGAAGAACAGCAAACCGGGAGACGCGCUGUGCGUGCUGGGCCUGACGCUGUCCGACCUGUACCCCUGCGAGGCCUGGAGCUUCACCUUCAGCACUUUCCUCCCAGGGCACGGUAACGUGCCACGAGCUCUGCCACCUGCUGGGCCUGGGGAGCUGCCGCUGGCUGCGCUGCCUCAUGCAGGGGGCGCUCAGCCUGGACGAGGCCCUGCGACGGCCCCUGGACCUGUGUCCCAUCUGCCUGAGGAAGCUGCAGCACGUCCUGGGCUUCAAGCUGGUGGAGAGGUACAAGAGACUGCAUGCCUGGACACAAGUCGUGGCGGGGACGCUGCCGGGCCUGGAGGUGGGGGAGCCGUGCGUGUCAGAGGACAGCCCGCCGUGCAGCGCAGACUCGGGCCUGUGCUGUGACAGUGACUCGGAGCCUGGCACCAGCCUGUCAGAGCCCCUCACCCCUGACGCGUGGACCCACGCCUUCUCGGCAGAGCUGGAGCCCGAGGACGGGCUGG
This is a messenger RNA of Hipposideros armiger (great roundleaf bat), 4846 nucleotides long. RefSeq names its product archaelysin family metallopeptidase 1 (gene AMZ1). Gene Ontology annotation, molecular function: metallopeptidase activity. The transcript is spliced from 5 exons. Gene Ontology annotation, biological process: proteolysis. NCBI's taxonomy places the organism in Eukaryota, Metazoa, Chordata, Mammalia, Chiroptera, Hipposideridae. Bases 3855 to 4748 code for a protein of 297 amino acids. The record is from RefSeq and is a predicted model, not a curated record.